Psilocybe cubensis is the source of this 3270-nucleotide messenger RNA. RefSeq names its product Vacuolar protein sorting-associated protein 11-like protein. The record is from RefSeq and is a predicted model, not a curated record. Gene Ontology annotation, cellular component: HOPS complex; endosome. Gene Ontology annotation, molecular function: protein binding; protein-macromolecule adaptor activity. Gene Ontology annotation, biological process: vesicle-mediated transport; organelle fusion; endosome organization. Bases 1 to 3270 code for a protein of 1089 amino acids. NCBI's taxonomy places the organism in Eukaryota, Fungi, Basidiomycota, Agaricomycetes, Agaricales, Agrocybaceae. The transcript has 11 exons.
AUGUCUUCAAACUUGGGGCUGCUAGCUGAAAAGGCGGCUAAACUUGCUGGUACACCUACGACUACUGCAGCGCCAGCGUGGCGCCAGUUUCCGUUCUUUGACGCAGUGACCGUUAAAGAUGUUCACGACUUGAGUAGCACUCCGGAUAUUUUCAAAUCCACACCCGAGAUAUCGACUGCUAUCGCGUCAUCAGCAGGGACGCUCGUUGCAGAUAUUCAUGGGAGUAUUCAUCUCCUAAACCGAGAUUUUGAAUCCACAAAUAGCUGGCUCGCUCAUGUCGGAGGGAGAGUAACACAUAUGGCGGAAAGAAGGGGCAUUCUGGUGACUUUGGGUGAGGAAGACGCCGUUCGAUCCCCCUUACUCAAAGUAUGGGAUUUGCAAAACAAAGACAAGAAGACGGGCGUGCCUAAUCUCCUUCGCUCGACCAAAGUACAAUUAAACAAUCGUCCACACCCUGUCACAACCGUGGCCCUAUCAGCUACUGUUGCCCAUUUGGCCAUUGGACUCGGAGAUGGAACCGUUAUUCUAUUUCGCCACCUCGAUCAGUCUCUUGCUACAUCCACUUCUCUUACUGCACUUCCUAAGGCGCGUACUGUACACGAGUCACCUACAGAACCCAUCACUGGGCUUGGCUUCCGUGAGCCGGUUCAGGAUGACGAAUCUCCCAACUCCUAUCUUUUCAUUGUCACGACAAACCGAGUACUGUGUUAUCAAGCAUCUGGGAAAGGCAGUGGUGGAAAUGCAGUUGUUGUCGACGAAAUUGGGUCGGGCCUUGGAUGUGCGACUAUGGAUAGGGAUGGAAAAAGCAUGAUAGUGGCGAGAGAUGAGGCUAUUUAUAUGUGUGGGGUUGAUGGUCGUGGAACAUGUUAUGCAUAUGAAGGCCACAAAUCGUCCAUACACACUCACCAGAAUUACCUCGUCAUCGUCUCGCCACCGUUCUUCCCUACCGCCUCAUCUGCGUCAGCCACUGUCCGAAACCUAGUAGCUCGCUCACCUAAUGCCACUGAAACCGAUGUCACGAAGGUCACUGUGUUCGAUCUUCCCAACAAGAUGGUAGCCUACUCGGACACCUUCAAACAAGGCGUCCGCGAAGUUUUCUCGCAAUGGGGACAUAUUUACGUCCUUUCAACAGAGGGAAAUCUGGUGUGUUUAGAAGAGAAGCCUACCUCAGCAAAACUGGAUAUGCUGUACCGGAAGUCACUUUAUGCUCAGGCUCUCAAUAUGGCUUAUACUCAGAAUCUGGAUAAAUCUACUGUUGCUGAUAUCCAACGCCAAUAUGGAGACCAUCUAUACGGCAAAGGUGAUUAUGACGGAGCCAUGCAGCAGUAUGUGCAAACAAUUGGCUACCUACAGCCAAGUUAUGUCAUUAGGAAGUACUUAGAUGCUCAACGGAUCCACAACCUGGUCACUUAUCUCCAAGAAUUACAUUCGUUGGGACUGGCCAACGCUGACCACACCACGCUUCUUCUGAACACAUAUACCAAGCUAAAGGAUGUUUCGCGGUUGGACAGCUUCAUCAAAACCGAAUCCCGCCGUAACGCGAAUGAUAGUGACGAACUACCUUUUGAUCUGACCACUGCGAUCCGCGUCUGUAGACAAGCUGGAUAUUUUGAACAUGCCUCGUAUCUGGCGAAAAAGUACGACAGACACGAGGAUUAUCUGAAGAUACAAAUCGAAGAUGCUGGAAACUUUAGCGAAGCCUUAGCGUAUUUACGGAAGUUGGGCCCUGAAGCAGCUGAAAGUAAUUUGGCCCGUUAUGGCCGAGCUAUGCUAGAUAGCCUACCUGAAGAGACCACCCAGCUUCUAAUCGACCUUUGCACUACAACGGGUCCUCUGACUCCUACAGAACCCACCGAGGCGUCAAUAUCGGCACCCAAACCCGCCGCACCUGUACCCUCCUAUCUGUCAUAUCUCGCGCUCAAUCGUGGCGCAACAGCUACGACCGUUGUCUCAUCCGAAACCGCCACCCCACCGUCACCUUCCAUCAAAACCGCCAGAGCAGACACAGCAUCGCGAAGAGAUUCCGUACAUGAUGUUUCCUCGCCGACCACCCCUCCUCCUCCGACAACGUCCUCCGUCAUAACUUCACGCCAGCCGCCACAGUCUGCCGUGCCCGCACCACCCCCGGUGAAGCCCCUCUCGCCUCGAAUAUACUUCCCACAUUUUGUCGAUCACAUGAGCCAGUUCGUCGUCUUCCUUGAAACUGUGGCGAAGAGGCGCUGGGGCCAGAGUGUUGACGACCAAUCUCCUGGUUCAAUCGAGUUGUAUGGAUCACAAAAAGAUGAUGCGGAAACUCCUGAGGUGGACGAUGAAUUGGUUGACAAGAUGGACCAGGUUGCUGUGUGGAACACCCUUUUGGAGCUAUAUCUCACGCUACCGAAUAACAAAGGCGGACCUGCCAACAAGAGUGCUCAACUAUUCGAGGAGAGUACGAUGAGGGAUAAAGCCCUGCGCGUUCUGCGGAGCUCCAGUAUACCAUACGAUGCAACACAUGCUUUGAUUCUUUGUUCUACAUACCGCUUCACUGACGGUCUCGUACUACUUUGGGAGAAGAUGGGUAUGUACGAAGAUGUUUUGCGCUUCUGGAUGGACAAGGACAAAGAAGGCAACACACCGAACGCGUCGCAGAAGGUUAUCGAGCAUCUCAUGUACUAUGGCAAGGACCAUCCUCAUCUCUACCCGCUUGUUCUGAGGUUCUUGACCUCGACGCCGGAGCUGCUUAACCGGCAUCAAACUGAUUUGAAGGACAUCCUGGAACAUAUCGACGAUGCGCAAUUGAUUCCCCCACUGGGCGUCAUCCAGGUCUUGAGCCGAAAUGGAGUGGCGAGUGUCGGUUUAGUGAAGGAAUGGCUGAUCAAGAGGAUCAAGGAAAGUAGGAGUGAAAUACAGAAUGAUCAAGCUCUCACGAAAUCGUAUCGUCUGGAGACUGCUGACAGGCUAAAGCAAGUUGCUGAAUUGACAAACACAGAAGAGCCUCGGGUGUUCCAUGUCACAAGGUGCUCCAGCUGCCUGGGCCAGCUCGACCUUCCCAGCGUGCACUUCAUGUGCAACCACUCUUAUCAUCAACGGUGCAUUGCGGACAACGAAGCCGAAUGUCCUGCGUGUGCGCGCGAACAUGGCGUCAUACGCGAAAUCAAACUAAGCAAUGACAAGCUUGCCGAUAGACAUGAUUUAUUUCUUGCGGAGGUCGAGGAGAAUGGAUUCGAGGCUAUCGCAUCUGCGUUCGGGAGAGGUGUAUUGAAUGUGGCGAGACAAGAAGAAGUGUCAUAG